Molecule: messenger RNA, 618 nt
Organism: Adineta ricciae
Lineage: Eukaryota; Metazoa; Rotifera; Eurotatoria; Adinetida; Adinetidae
Source: the annotation of a GenBank genome assembly
AUGACGAGUACAGCAGCUAAUACAAGAGAGUCAUCAAAUGAUACAAUCGUUCCCAAAAGUCCAUUGGAAUGUUCGUGGACAUUUUGGUACUUGAAACCCGAUAAACGAACCAGUUGGGAACAGUCAUUAAUUAAACUGAUCGAUGUGGGUUUCGUCGAAGACUUCUGGGCAACAUUCAAUCAUUUAGCAACCCCAGCGAAACUAGCGUCAAUGAGAACCAAUUCGGAUUAUUUUUUCUUCAAAAAAGGAAUUCGUCCAAUGUGGGAGGAUAAAGCUAACGAAAGAGGUGGUCGAUGGUUAUUAAUGUGUGCCAAUCAAGACAACAAACUCGAUGACCUAUGGUUAGAAACCUUGCUCGGUAUGAUUGGUGACUGCUUUUCCAGCGAUUCUGAUUCUCAACCAUUGAGUCACUUUGUAACUGGUUGUAACGUGUCCAUUCGUAAUCGUGGUCAUAAAAUUGCUCUUUGGUUGUCGGAAGGUCAAAAUGAAACCGUCAUACGUGAAAUCGGCCGUCGAUGGAAAUCGAUGAUCAAUCUCUCAUCAGACGUUCAUAUUCAAUUCGAUUUACACAAUGAAAGUGCAUCAGGACCGUCGAAGCCAGCACGAUAUGAAGCAUAA